GAGAUGAAAUUAAGCAGUGCGCGUCCGCAAAAAUUCGUAUCGAUUGGAUUAGUCGCCCUUCCACUUCCUCCCUUCCUCCUCCCUCUCCUACAUCCCCAAAAGCCUUGAAAAAUGGCACCAUCCGCAUCUAAGCAGAAACGUCUUGCAGAAAAAGCAGCCAAGCAGGCAUCCAGGGUUGGCGCUCCCAAUGGUUCCACUACCGGCUCGACACCCACAGGAUCGGUCACUGGCAGCGCAACCAACACUCCGCUUACCAGCAUGUCCGCCGCCACCAGUCAGGAGGAUCUCAUUUCGAUGGCCAAGCUUCAGAUCGCGACUGACCGGAGCGCGGCGGGUGUUCUCGUCUCGGACGUAAAGGGCCGCGACAUCAAGAUCGAUCAAUUCACGCUCUCUUUCCAUGGUCGCCUUCUCAUCGAGGGCGCAGAGAUCGCCCUCAACUACGGCCAGCGAUAUGGUCUCCUUGGCGAGAAUGGUUCCGGCAAGUCCACCUUCCUUCAAUCCAUCGCCGAGCGCGACAUAGAGAUCCCCCCACAUAUCGACAUCUACCUCGUCCGCGGCGAAGCCGAGCCUUCAGACGUCAACGCCGUCGACUUCAUCGUCGCCUCCGCUCGCGAAAAGGUCGCCAAACUCGAGGCUCGCAUCGAAGCUCUCUCACUCGAGGACUUGGUCGACGAUGCUGCUCUGGAGCAGUGCUACGAGGAGCUCGAGGAGAUGGACCCCUCCACGUUCGAGACCAAGGCCGGUUCCAUCCUCCACGGUCUCGGCUUCUCGCAGACGAUGAUGGCCAAGCCGACUAAGGACAUGUCCGGAGGAUGGCGUAUGCGUGUCGCCCUUGCACGCGCGCUGUUCGUCAAACCGCACCUCCUGUUGCUUGACGAACCGACGAACCAUCUUGAUCUGGGCGCCGUCGUCUGGCUAGAAGCAUACCUCUCGACGUACAACCACAUCCUCGUCAUCACGUCGCACUCGCAGGACUUCAUGGACAGCGUCUGUACGAAUAUCAUGGAUCUGACGAUGAAGAAGAAGCUCAUUUACUACACCGGUAACUACACGACCUAUGUCCGUACCAAGGCGGAGAAUGAGGUCAACCAGAUGAAGGCGUACAACAAGCAGCAGGAGGAAAUUGCCCAUAUCAAGAAGUUCAUCGCCUCCGCUGGUACAUACGCCAACCUUGUCAAGCAAGCCAAGUCAAAGCAGAAGAUUAUCGACAAGAUGGAGGCCGCCGGGCUCAUCGAGAAGGUCGAAGUCCCCCGCCCGCUCCACUUCAACUUUGAGGACGUCCGAAAGCUUCCGCCACCAAUUAUCGCAUUCAACGAGGUCGCGUUCUCGUACUCAGGCAAGAAGCAGGAAUAUCUAUACGAGAACCUCUCCUUCGGUAUUGAUAUGGACUCCCGUGUUGCCAUUCUCGGCGCGAACGGUGCAGGCAAGUCCACCCUCCUGAACCUCAUCACAGGCGUUCUGCAGCCGUCUCAGGGCUCCAUCUCGAAGCAUGCGAGCUUGAAGCUGGCCAAAUACUCGCAGCACUCGGCCGACCAACUUCCCUACGACAAGUCGCCGAUCGAGUACUUCCAAUCGAUCUUCAGGGAGAAGUAUCCCGAGAAGGACGCGAUGGCGUGGAGACAGCAGCUCGGGCGGUUCGGCCUCAGCGGCGCACAUCAGACAAGUGUGAUCAGCAAUCUUUCGGACGGUCUGCGGAACCGUGUCGUGUUUGCUCAACUCGCCAUGGAGCACCCGCAUAUUCUCCUGCUCGAUGAACCUACGAACCAUUUGGACAUGGAAUCUAUCGACGCACUCGCGCGCGCGAUCAAGGCGUUUGAGGGCGGUGUCGUGAUCGUGUCGCACGAUUUCCGUCUCAUCUCGCAAGUCGCCGAGGAGCUCUGGGAGGUCGCCGAUAAGACGAUCCGGAACCUUACCCGUGAAGAUAUCACGAUUGUGGACUACAAGAAGAACCUUGUUCGGCAAAGUCAGAGUCAGCUCGAAAAGGCCAAACUCAUCAGCAAGAAUGCGACCAAGGGCAAGACUUAAAAGACCACUGUAACCAAAAACGACGCGCGUUCAUCCGCUGUGGUGCGCCGUUCGCUGGCGUGUCUUCAUGUAAUACUAUAUUUAUGUAUGCAUGGACUGCGCUGUACGUCCUAGUAGGCUUGCUAUACUUGCGCACAGUGUACACGCUGCUCUUCCUGCUCUCGAGCCCCGGGUCUGUCUCCUGUUGUCGCAUCUCUUACCCUCAUUUUCUAGAUAGUUGUAGAUCAUUCGCAUCUGUAAUUUCUCUUAUUAGUCUAUGUUUCAAUACGCAUGUUUCG
This is a messenger RNA of Coniophora puteana RWD-64-598 SS2, 2303 nucleotides long. RefSeq lists its product as uncharacterized. The record is from RefSeq and is a predicted model, not a curated record. The coding region runs from base 112 to 2025 and encodes 637 amino acids. Lineage: Eukaryota; Fungi; Basidiomycota; Agaricomycetes; Boletales; Coniophoraceae. Gene Ontology annotation, molecular function: ATP binding; ATP hydrolysis activity. The transcript is spliced from 9 exons.